Messenger RNA from Epinephelus lanceolatus (giant grouper), 2910 nucleotides. RefSeq names its product deoxynucleoside triphosphate triphosphohydrolase SAMHD1-like. Lineage: Eukaryota; Metazoa; Chordata; Actinopteri; Perciformes; Serranidae. Gene Ontology annotation, cellular component: nucleus. Gene Ontology annotation, biological process: defense response to virus; regulation of innate immune response; dGTP catabolic process. Gene Ontology annotation, molecular function: dGTPase activity; protein binding. The record is from RefSeq and is a predicted model, not a curated record.
CCGCCUUAGAGUCUCUUGUGCAGAGCAAACCGGUCAGCUGUUACAGUCGACGUGGGUAACAUUACCGGCUGUAAUUUUGUCGUCUACUCCUCUGACUUACCCAAAUUACUGCCCUUUUCUCAGUGAAUCAUGGAGAACCGAAAACGACCGUUAGAGGCAGUUGUGACCCCUAAUGACAGCUACCAAACGCCGGAGAAGAAAGUGUCACUGGUCCGGCUACUGGACUCGGACUACAUGCAAUGGGAAGUGGCGGAAACGUGUCACUACCUGCGAACAGAGGGUCUCGGAGAAUGGGAAGAUGCAUUUAGAGCUCAAAAAAUCACAGGUGUCGGGCUGCGGUAUCUCAGUGAUGCUGACCUGGAAAAGAUUGGCGUACAAUACCUUGGUGACCGUCUAAAGAUCCUACACAGCCUCAGGAAGCUGUGGCAGAUAGAAGCAGAGCCGAAUAAGGUGUUUAACGAUCCCAUCCACGGGCAUGUGGAGCUGCACCCUCUUCUCAUCAAAAUCAUUGACACACCUCAGUUCCAGAGACUACGAAACCUCAAGCAGCUUGGAGGGACCUACUUUGUUUUUCCUGGAGCAUCCCACAACCGCUUUGAACACUGCAUUGGGGUGGGUUACUUGGCAGGGCGUCUUGUACAAGCUCUGAAUCAGAGGCAGCCAGAACUCCUUAUCUCACGCAGAGACAUCCUUUGUGUGCAGAUCGCUGGUCUUUGCCAUGACCUGGGACAUGGGCCAUUUUCCCACAUGUUUGAUGGACAGUUCAUCCCCAAAGCACGUCCAGGAAUUGGGUGGAAGCAUGAGAAAGCCUCUCUAGACAUGUUUGACUACCUGGUAAAUGACAAUGGCCUGAAGCCGGUGAUGCAGCAGCACGGCCUGGUGCUACCGGAGGACCUGGACUUUAUAAAGGAACAGAUUGCUGGACCAUUGGAUCCCAGUGGAGCUCAAGGCAAGAAGUGGCCAUAUAAAGGUCGUCCAGAGGACAAGUCCUUCCUUUAUGAAAUCGUGGCCAACAAAAGAAAUGGCAUUGAUGUAGACAAGUGGGACUACUUUGCCAGGGACUGCUACCACCUGGGCAUCCAGAACAACUUUGACUACCGCCGCUUCCUAAAGUUUGCCAGGGUGUGUGAGGUGGACGGGCAGAAGCACAUCUGCACGAGAGACAAGGAGGUGGGCAACCUGUACGACAUGUUCCACACAAGGAACUGUCUCCACAGAAGAGCCUACCAGCACAAAGUGGGCAACAUCAUAGAGACUAUGAUCACAGAGGCCUUUUUAAAAGCAGACAAGUACAUCCAGAUUGAAGGCUCAGGAGGGAAGAUGUUCACUCUCUCCACAGCCAUAGAUGACAUGGAGGCCUACACCAAGCUGACAGAUCAUGUGUUUGAACAAAUACUCUACUCCUCCUCCCCGGAGCUGGCUGAAUCAAGGCAGAUUCUACGCAACAUCAUCUGUCGACGCCUCUACAAGUGUCUGGGCCAAACCCAGGCAAAGAAACCUGUGAAAGUAACCCGGGAGACGAUUCAAAGCUGGGAGGCAGAUCUGGCUCAAUCCAUCCCUCAGAGCAGCUCCCAGGAUGUCAGUCUGCAGCCAGAGGACUUUGUCGUUCAAGUCAUUUUUAUGGACUAUGGGAUGGGGGAAGAGAACCCCAUCAACAAUGUGCGUUUCUAUUGCAAGGAUGAUCUGACCACAGCCAUCCAGAUUCGCAAGAAUCAGGUGUCUAAACUUCUCCCAGAGCAGUUUGCAGAGCAGCUCAUCAGAGUUUACUGCAAGAAGACAGAUGACAGGAGUCUGGAGGCAGCCAAGAAGCACUUUGUCCUUUGGUGCAUAAAGAAAGACUUCUCAAAACCUCAGGACGGAGACAUAAUAGCACCUGAGCUGACGCCUCUGAAAGCCAGCUGGGCAAACAACAACGAGGGCGAGGAUGGCAAAGCUGGCAGCUCCAGGAGAGUAAACUGUGUAAAUGGACAUGAGAAAGCCAAAGUUCAGCUUUCAUUCCACUAAGAAAGAGGAAGAAAGCAAACACCCCCCUGUUACACAUUUGGUAGAUGAGACAGUGUUGAGUGAAAAUACAUGUAUGUUUCUACGAGGCGAGUGUGUUGGUGAGCACAGCAAAAAUGAAACAAACAAAUUCUGUUUAAAGAAUUUUUAAAAAAGGAUCCAUGGUGGCAUAUUCAGGGCCUGUACUCAGGGUGUUUACACAGAUCCCUCCUCAGUACCCUACACAUCUUUUGUUUUCAUUUGAUCAUUUUAAUCAGGAUUUUAUUUCGGACUCCAUUUGAAGCUUUAAGCUGAUUAUUGUUUUUUACUGUUUGCUAUCCAUUAGCACUGCUAUCAUGUGUUUGUAUCAAAAACAAUAAAUCAGGGUCAGAAUAUUUUAUUCUGAACAUGCAGUGUAUUCAGGGUGGUGUGUUUUUACAGCUGAUGUGUUUCAGGGCAUUUCUUUUGUUGUUUUCAGAUAAGAUUUUUUCCCCAUAACUUUCAGGCUUUUAUAUCAAAUAUGUAGUCAAAUAUUUCUGGGAGCGGUUUCUGACAUUUAAAGUGAGCAUUUGUUUUUACCUGACCUUACUUUUGACCUGACUUUGAAUGUAUUUAUUUUUCAGAGGUGUUUUCUGGUCGAGUGUGUUGUGUAGUGCUUUAUUUAUUCUCCUGACAGUACAGUAAGUAGCUCAGCUUGCCCUUCACAGAACCUACAGAUCUGUGCAACAUUUUAAAUGUAAUUGUGGAUACCAUUUAAAAUGUUUUCCAACUUGCCUGCCUCAUAGCUGGCUCUUUUAUUUUGCCAAUUGUGUACAAAAGAAGUAUAUUUUUGAAAGAAUGCAGCAAACAGAAAAUAACUAACUGGUUUGAGAAGAUUCUGUCAAAAGUAUUUCUAUAAAAAGGGGUUGAAAAUAAAAACUCUUUCUCUCA